AUGUGUACUGGGGGACAGCUUGCCGCUGGCAAGGCACAGCCAAGCGAAAGUGUGAUGGCUUCAGCGCUUCUGCAAUUGGUUGUUGAGGAUGACGUUCAUGUCAACUUUUCAACAAGCCAGACCAGGCUUUCGUGCCAAUGGGACAAGAUGGAGUCAUACUGGCAACUGAAGCAGAAGAGACUCUUAUUGAAGAGGUUGAAGGCCAAGUACUCGACCCCACCACGGCCGUGGAGCAGGAAAUUAACCUUGAAAAAUAGUCCAAGGGCUUGCCUCUGGCAAGCUGGCGAAGUACAGCCACCAUAG
Messenger RNA from Laccaria bicolor S238N-H82, 303 nucleotides. RefSeq lists its product as uncharacterized. Bases 1 to 303 code for a protein of 100 amino acids. The record is from RefSeq and is a predicted model, not a curated record. NCBI's taxonomy places the organism in Eukaryota, Fungi, Basidiomycota, Agaricomycetes, Agaricales, Hydnangiaceae. The transcript is spliced from 4 exons.